This is a messenger RNA of Cherax quadricarinatus, 589 nucleotides long. Lineage: Eukaryota; Metazoa; Arthropoda; Malacostraca; Decapoda; Parastacidae. The record is from RefSeq and is a predicted model, not a curated record.
UUGUAUAUACAUGAAUGGACAUACUGAGGGGAGAGAGAAGUGUCAGGUGACGGAGUGUAACCGAUCACCAACAAGUGAUGAAAACAAACCCGUCCUGAGUUACUCUCUUAAUUAUUCUCAAGUGACGUAGUGACACCUUAGUGAUAUGAGCACAAGUUAUAAAUACCAGACGUCUCCACUACCCUCACGUGCACAGUCACCUUCCUCUAACCUAGGGUCAACCACAGUGCCCCUGAGUUACCGCACGGGCUCUCCACUGCCAACACCAGCAGCUCACAGACACGACUGUAUGACGGCUGCGGCAAAAAGAUACAGGUACCUCCGACGGCUUCUAAAGUUCCGUCAAAUGGAUUUUGAAUUUGCAGCCUGGCAGAUGGUGUAUUUAUUCAUAUCUCCACAGAAAGUUUAUAGAAACUUUCAAUAUAGGAAACAGACCAAGGCCCAGUUUGCCCGUGAUGACCCAGCAUUUGUGGUUCUCCUGUGCUUUUGGUUGUGUGGUGAGUACUCUCUUUAUUGUUCAGUGUACCUAGCAGAUAUUCAUUGAACUAUUGAGGUCCACUUGUGCUUCUGACAGUGUAGUGAGUACUGU